AUGGACAAAGAGACCAAGGCCGCCGACCGCGUGAAGGCGGACAAAGCAGACAAGUCGGAUGCGAAGAAUCGCGACAGAGACCACAGAACACCCACGACCGCUUCCAAGAGCCCCAAGAAACGCCGCAAGGAGAGGCCAUGUACAAGGUGUAUUAAACGUAACAUUGGCCACCUUUGCCAUGACGAGCCCCGUGACGCCGACGCCAAGAAGACGAGAAAUGGCAAGACUCCCUCAGCUCCUGUGGAGGAGUCUGACACCCAGUCACAAGAACCAUCAGACGUGGCCCGUAGUUCGAUAUCAAGCAACAUGGGCCCACCGGCAUUCGACGGCAUGCGGCAGCGCUCUGCAUCAGGAUUCAGCACUGGUGGUGUUCUCGGUCAGGGAAAUGCGAUGCCAUUGGUAACACCGAGUGCCAGCUCGGGCUUACAAGGAAACGGCCUAAACAGCAGCGGCACGGGCAAUGCGAAUCAAUUCUCCGGCAUCUCGGAUGCUUGGCUCACAGCGCAGAGUUUCAAUGAUAUGAGCUCCUAUAAUCCAAACUACAUGAUCGCUCCGCAUGUCACACAUGAAUUCAAUCUGCUCAACGAUUUCCUCCACAACGGCUUGUUGGAUGAUGAUAAUCUGACUGGAGACGAGACUAGGCAACUUACGGCUCUUGGGCGAUCAGGACAGUCCGACAUGCCGUCAGGCUUUGGAAACACUGCUGGCUUAUCCACAGGCGGCGGGUCAGCACAGUCCACCAACGUGCGAGGAAACCUAAUGCCGCCACCACCAAGCGAGGGCAAAGGGGGGAGAAGGUCACCAAGCUCGACUGCCGACAAGACACGUGAGUAUUAUCUCCAGGCUGCCGAUCCAUCCGGAAACGAUACAGCUGAAGAUCGUAUGGCCCGUGUUCUCCGCGCCAAAAUUGAUGCGGGUCUGCUGAAGCCCUUCAACUACAUCAACGGGUAUGCCCGUCUGGGCCAAUACCUGGAUGGCCAUAUAGCACCGUCCUCGAAGCAAAAAAUUCUGCGAACCAUCAACCAAUUCCGACCGAAAUUUAGAGAAAAGGCACAGGGACUGACGGACAUGCAACUCAUCAUCGUGGAGAUGUGGUUCGAGAAGCAGUUGAUGGACUACGACCGCGUAUUCGCGUCCAUGGCUGUUCCCGCGUGCUGCUGGAGGAGAACGGGAGAAAUUUUCAGGGGAAACAAGGAGAUGGCCGAGCUCAUCAACGUCCCCGUAGACCAACUACGAGACGGCAAAAUUGCUUUGCAUGAGAUUCUGACUGAAGAAUCUAUGGUUCGAUACUGGGAAGAAUUUGGCACUAUUGCCUUCGACCCUGCACAUGAUACAUUAUUAACGGCAUGUUCAUUGAAGAAUCCGAGCGAUGCGUCAGAUCACCCUGUUGCAAAGUGUUGCUUCUCUUUCACGAUUCGGCGUGAUGACCAUAAACUGUGA
Molecule: messenger RNA, 1440 nt
Organism: Metarhizium album ARSEF 1941
Lineage: Eukaryota; Fungi; Ascomycota; Sordariomycetes; Hypocreales; Clavicipitaceae
Exons: 4
Coding region: 1-1440 (479 amino acids)
Cellular component (GO): nucleus
Molecular function (GO): RNA polymerase II transcription regulatory region sequence-specific DNA binding
Source: RefSeq, a predicted model, not a curated record